Messenger RNA from Arxiozyma heterogenica, 1689 nucleotides. RefSeq names its product dolichyl-P-Man:Man(6)GlcNAc(2)-PP-dolichol alpha-1,2-mannosyltransferase (gene ALG9). Bases 1 to 1689 code for a protein of 562 amino acids. Gene Ontology annotation, molecular function: alpha-1,2-mannosyltransferase activity. Gene Ontology annotation, cellular component: endoplasmic reticulum membrane. NCBI's taxonomy places the organism in Eukaryota, Fungi, Ascomycota, Saccharomycetes, Saccharomycetales, Saccharomycetaceae. The record is from RefSeq and is a predicted model, not a curated record. The transcript has a single exon. Gene Ontology annotation, biological process: protein N-linked glycosylation.
AUGUCAAAAAAAUGCAAAAUUGUUUCAUAUGUUCUCUUAAUAAUACUACUGUUUAGUCGUCUCUUUUUACAACCAAUAUAUUCACUAAUAUCGGAUUGUGACGAAACUUUCAAUUAUUGGGACCCAUUAAAUUUAUUGUUAAGAGGGUUUGGGAAAGAAACAUGGGAAUACUCCCCAAUUUAUUCAAUUCGUUCUUGGGCUUUUUUAAUGCCAUUCUACUUAUUUUUAUACCCAAUAAAUAAAUUAUCAUCCUUACCUAUCACCUCAGUUGACAGUUUUUAUUUGACUAGACUAUUGCUAGGCUUAAUAUCGACAAUUUAUGAAUGGAAACUUUUUAAUGAAAUUGCAUCUACUUUAUCCUUACAAAUUGCUAAUUUAUGGAUGCUUUUCCAAAUAUUUAGCCCUGGUUAUUUCCACGCUUCUGUAGAAUUAUUACCUUCAUCUAUUGCAAUGACAAUGUAUUUGAAUUCUAUUAGAUAUUCAAUAAAGUAUCUUUCUACUAAUUCUACAGGUUGUUUUAUAUCCAGCUUAACUUUUACUUUCAUUGCAAGCAUGUUAGGUUGGCCAUUUGUUUUAGUUUUAAGUUUACCAUUAUGUUUCCACUUCCUUUUUACACACAAUAUAAUAUCUACAAUUCGUACUGUGUUUGAUUGUACUUUAGUCUUCACUGUCCUAGGUUCUCUCAUUAUUUUCAUUGAUUCCAUUUUCUAUGGUAAGUUUUCGCCAGUGUCAUGGAACAUUUUAAUGUACAAUGUAUUGAAUACUAGUAAGGAAACAGGACCAAACAUCUUUGGAGUUGAACCAUGGUACUACUAUUUCCUUAACCUCACAUUAAGUUUUCCAUUACCUGUCCUUUUCUUUGCCAUGGUCGGACUGUUCCAUAAAAGUAUCUGGCCAUUAUCUCUUUCUUUGAUAACUUGGAUUACUAUUUUUGAUUUGCAACCACAUAAAGAAGAAAGAUUCCUAUAUCCUAUAUAUGGAUUAAUCACAUUAACAGGUGCUAUUGGAUUCUAUAAAACUUUAUCCACGUUAUUUGGUUUCAACAAAUGCUUAAAGACAACUGUAAAACUUCUUAUCCUUACAAUUACCAUUCUUCAAGCAAUUUCACGUAUCGUUGCACUAGUAUUUAAUUACACAGCCCCAUUGGAAGUCUAUUUACAUUUAUACCAUUUAUCCAAUAAUGAAGACGACAUAGUUAAUGUUUGUACUGGUCGUGAAUGGUAUCAUUUCCCUAACUCCUUUUUCUUACCUGAUUCAUAUAGACUACGGUUUGUUCAAUCUGGGUUUGAUGGAUUGUUACCAGGCGAUUUUGCAGAGACCUCAAGUGUUUUUGAUGCUAUCCGUACUAUACCUGAGGGAAUGAAUAAUAUGAACCUUUUUGAUCCAAAUAAAUUAAUUGAUAUCAAACAAUGUCAAUAUUUUGUGGAUAUAUCGUUAGAAUCUGACACAGAGAAAGAUAUAUUUUCACCAGAUGAUCUGACUAACUGGACUCCCAUCUAUUGCAAAAAAUAUAUUGAUGUGGGUAAUUCCAAGUUAUUUGGCAGGGUAUUUACUAUACCUACAUUAAUUGCUAAGCUAGGAGAACAAUACACUGGUAGGUAUUGGAAUAAAGUAUAUGGAGUAUCAUACUACGAUUAUUGUUUAUUUGAAAGGAAUACACAUGAUAUGGACAAUUCAAGUAAUAUCUAA